AUGGUCCUGAGUGUUGGGGGCAAAACUCUGGUAUGCCAUGAUCCCCGCGUCGUGCCAGAAACAACUAUCUGGCUUCGUGGAAACCCUAUAAUGUCCCCAACAUCACUUCUAUUGGUGCAAAUUUCUUUAAUUUCCUUAGUCUCGAUCCUAAUAAACACCUGUCUCAGGCCUCUUGGACAGUCAAGCGUUGUAUCACAGAUUUUUGGUGGUAUGGUGUUUGGGCCAUCCCUUCUAGGGGAUAAAGAUGUCAUGUCAGCAACACUGUUCCCACUAAGAGGCAGCAUGGUGAUUGAAACAGUUGCUACAUUUGGCCUCAUGUUCUUCCUAUUCGCAGUAGGAGUGACGAUGGAUCCUGUCAGUAUAAUUCGGCCAGGAAAAAAGGCCUUGGCCAUUGCAUUUUCAUCAUUCUUCUCAACACUCGUAGUCUGUGGUUCAUUAGCAUUCCUCCUUACCCAACAUCUUGUUAUGCAAGAUCAAAACUGGCUCCCCCUCAUCGCCUUAUCGCAAUCUUUCUCAGCUUUUCCAGUCGUGGCUUGCCUCUUAACCGAGCUAAAGAUGCUAACCAGUGAUAUUGGCCGUUUAACCCUCUCUACCUCAAUGGUUUGUGAUGCACUUGGUAUUUCUUUGUCGGCAAUUACUAUAGCAUUUGCUGGAAAUGGCAACAGUAAACUAGCACCGCUAUGGUCAGUUGGAUCAAUGGUUGCACUUAUAGCUGCUGUUGUACAUAUCGUAAGGCCAAUAUUGCAACGGAUGAUAAAACGUGUACCAAGUGGGAAACCCAUCGGCGAGAGCUGGAUUUGUGCCAUUUUCGUUACAGUUCUUUUGACGGGGCUUUUGAGUGAGGUAAUUGGGCAGCAUUAUGUUUUGGGGCCAUUAGCUUUGGGCAUUGUUGUUCCUGAAGGACCACCCCUUGGAGCUUCCUUGGUAUCAAAGCUUGAUGCUUUUUCUUCAGGGCUUUUCUACCCAAGUUACCUUGCCAUUAGUGGGCUGAGGACCAACAUCUUCAAAGUUCAUUUCCAGAGUUUUUGGGUUGUGGCGGUUAUUGUUCUCUCUGGUUGCAUGGUCAAGAUGUGUGUGGUUAUGGUAGUAGCCAUCUAUAAUGAGAUGACCGUAAGAGAUGCUUUUAUUGUUGCGCUUAUUAUGAACGCCAAAGGCGUCAGUGAGCUUAUGCUUUACAACGUGUUUCGGAACGCUCAGGUUCUCACAGAUGAAGGAUUUACUCUGGCAGUGAUCGUAGUGAUGGUGAUAACUGCAAUCAUAACGACAUUAAUAACAUUCUUCUAUGACUCUUCCGGGCAAUACACUGCAAUAAAGAGAAGUACCAUCCAACAUUGCCACCGUCAAUCAGACCUCAGAAUCUUAGUCUGCACUCACAGCCAGGAAAAUGUUUGUACAAUUAUAAAUCUUCUUGAAAUUUCCCAUGCUCCCCCAGAGACCCACAUUUCAGUAAUAGGAAUUGCCCUCGUUGAGCUUGAGGGUAGAAGACAACCUAUGCUUAUACCACACGAAGCCUCUAGAACCGAACGUACAAACACAACCGGCAGUGAUCUAAUCAUUAAUGCCUUAACACAUUAUGAGCUCCAAAGUGAAGGCAGUGCCAGCGUCGAGGCAUUCACUUGCAUUUCACCUUUCGAAAUAACUCACAAUGACAUUUGUAGGGUGGCAAUAGACAAAAGGGCCACCAUUGUGAUUGUGCCAUUUCAUAAGCAAUGGGCUAUAGAUGGUUCCAUUGAGUCAGUUAACCGAGGCAUCAAGGCAAUGAACCUUAAAGUGCUCGAAAGUGCACCGUGCUCAGUUGGAAUCCUUAUAGACCGGGGAGUCCUUAACGGGUCAAUGUCACUUGUAGUUGGUCAUCCAUUAUAUCAUGUUGCUGUAAUCUACCUUGGUGGUGUAGAUGAUGCAGAGUCACUAGCCUAUGGUGCCCGAAUGACAGAUAAUGAAAAAGUUGAUCUAACUGUCGUCCGGUUCUUAAUCUUUGGAGCUGAAAAUACUAAAGAUAGAAAGCUCGAGAGUGACUUGAUUAAUGAAUACAGGGAAGCAAAUGCAGGAAAUGAGAGAUUCGUGAUUGUGGAAGAGGUGGUAAGAAAUGGAGUUGAUCUUUCUGCAUCUAUAAGAGAAAUGGCAGAUUGUUUUGAUCUAAUACUAGUAGGGAGACACCACCAAGACUCUCCUCUUCUUUAUGGACUUGGCGAUUGGAGUGAGUGCCCUGAGCUUGGAGUCAUUGGUGAUAUGCUUGCUUCACCGGAUCUUGGGAUUACAGCAUCAGUUUUGGUGAUACAACAACAAAAAAUGGGCAGGCUAGCUGGGGUCGGUGAUAGAGAUCAACAUGUUCGUGAUGUUCUGCUCGAUGAACGCACAGGUGGGUCAUGGGCCAUAUCAAUGGACAGAACUAGUACUUCAACAAGGUUGAGGAUAUAG
Messenger RNA from Quercus robur (English oak), 2418 nucleotides. RefSeq names its product cation/H(+) antiporter 15-like. Gene Ontology annotation, cellular component: endomembrane system; membrane. Gene Ontology annotation, biological process: proton transmembrane transport; regulation of pH. Bases 1 to 2418 code for a protein of 805 amino acids. Gene Ontology annotation, molecular function: antiporter activity. The transcript has 3 exons. Lineage: Eukaryota; Viridiplantae; Streptophyta; Magnoliopsida; Fagales; Fagaceae. The record is from RefSeq and is a predicted model, not a curated record.